GAGGAGGUUUUUCAAACGUCUCUCUGCCAGCCAGCUUGGGUUUCCAUUUGUGCAGCAACAACCGCGAUGAAAGCCUUCGUCCUGAUCAGCAUGCUGGCGGCCGCGGCGACCUCGGAGGCCGUCUUAUCAAGGGAAACAAGACAACAGGCGGUUUCUGGUUUCUCUCCCCGCUCCUCCUCCUCCUCCUCCAGGUCCUUUAAAAGCUCAGGAGGCGUCUGUCUGAACGGCGGCAGCUCCGUCCCCUCCCUGGCCUCCGGUGACCACCUGUUCUGUUUGUGUGCCGACGGGUUCCAGGGGAGCCGCUGUGAGACAGUGGACGGAGCCGACUGCUACGAGGGCCUGGGCCUCUUCUACCGAGGCACGCAGUCCAGGACGGAGAGCGGGCGGACGUGUGAGGAGUGGGACUCGAACACCCGGGAGCGCUUCAUGGCUGCAGACGUGUAUUCAGGGAGGCACAACUACUGCAGGAAUCUGCUCUACAAGCGGCGUCCCUGGUGCUUCGUGUGGGAGAACCGGCGGCUGGUUUGGGAGUACUGCCGCGUUCCUCGCUGCGCCCGCCAGUUGUUUCCUCCCCCCCCUGCGCCUGCUGCCCCCACGGAGCCGCUUCCAGCCGCAGAGUCGACAUGUGGCCUGCGCUCCAGGAGAAAGCAGCUGAAGAUCGUGGGAGGAACCGUUGCAGCUGUGGAGUCCCACCCGUGGGUCGCUGCCAUAUUCUGGCGCGGCAGGUCCAAGGAGAAGGUGUUCCGCUGCGGGGGGAGUCUGAUCUCGGCCUGCUGGGUGCUCACGGCGGCCCACUGCUUCCCUGACAGAUCCAGCACCAAACCGCGGCGCUUCUCUGUGGUCCUGGGGAAGAACGCCAUGAACGAGACGAACGCGGCCGUGGAGCAAACGUUCCGGGUGGAACAGAUCAUCCUCCACGAGGGGUACGACAACUCCGCGGAGAACUACAACAACGACAUCGCUCUGCUGCAGCUGAAGGCCAGGCGGGGGAGGUGCUCAAUAGAGAGCGACUCGGUGAGGCCCGUCUGCCUGCCGCCGCCCGGACAGAAGCUCCACCCCGGGUUCACCUGUGAGGUCACCGGCUACGGGAAGGAGAACCAAAGUCUGUGGUACAACUCCCCGGUCCUCCGGGAGGCUCAGGUGAACCUCAUCGCCGGAGACGUGUGCCGCCAACCCGACUAUUACGCAAGCCUGAUCAGCGACAACAUGUUCUGCGCCGGCCGCACAGACUGGAGCCGGGACGCCUGUGAGGGAGACUCCGGGGGGCCUCUGGUGUGCGAGGUCGGCGAGCGGCUCUUCCUGUUCGGAGUAAUCAGCUGGGGCGACGGCUGCGCCAAGGAGAAACGACCAGGCGUCUACACCCAAGUGACCAACUAUAACUGGUGGGUGGAGGAGAAGACGGGGCUGUCGUCCGUCACCUCCGGCGCCAUGUUUCCUGAGAAGUGAAGACCCGAAACGGCCACAACUUCCUGCUAGCAGGUCUCGUUGGCUUGGCUUGUUGUCACGGGAACAUCACCGGUUGGUUUGUGGACUGAGGUCAUGAAGCCUUGAGUUCUGCGUUUCCCGUAUCGCAGCCGUUGACAUCUAAAGUUCCUCCCCCUUAAGUAUCUCCCGCUUUAUGGUCGGUUUGACUCUAAAUGGACCAUAAGUUACUAAAUGAACGUCAUGCUGUAUUGAAGAGAAAACUAGAAGCGUUCGCGAUUGAAACGAUAAACUGAUGUUUACAAUGUUUAUUGAGGGAAUAAAUCAAGAGAGAAGCAGCAGAGGAGUCUCCCUCUGGUGGACAUUAGAGAGAAUGCAGCUUUAAGACACUUCAGAAGUCGAUUAAUGUUGUACAGCCGCCAUUGACUUCACCCUUACGUCAAGAGGCCACUUACGCACUUCGGGUUUGUGGUCUGCACGCGUAGAAAAGGUGGCUUGUUAGCGUAUUAGCUGGUUAGCUUGUUUACUUUCAUCUACAAUAAUGUAAAAUAGUUUGUAAACAACUAAACAUAACACUGAUAUGUUUUUUGACAUAUUUUCUAAGCUUUGUAUUAUAUAUAUAUAUGAAUUUAAUUUUAGUACAUACAAUAUUUUGUAUCUUUUAUAUUGCAAUCUUUAAAGAUAUAGGAUAUAUUUUUCUAUUUCUUCGAUUCAUUUAAGUAGAAUAUUCUUAGCAGAAUGUGUUCAUAUAUCUGCCCUUUUCUACAUUUUUAGCCAGAAAUAUUGGAUGUAAUUUCAAAGAGUAAUCACCACAAUAUCUACAAACAAAUGUUGAAAUUGUAAUUGUAAUAAAUAUGCAUGAAAACCUAAACCAUUAAUUAAUUUUCCCUGUUUAGAAGAAUGAAAUUAUUUUCUAUUGUGUUCUGGAUUUAAUUAUUUUUUUAUGCUGUUAAGCUAAAAACAGGCUCAUAUUAUUAAAAGCUUGUUUUAAUGCAUCAAUUUUGUGUUUAACACAAAAGACCAGAUUGGAAAUAACUCUUCAGUACUUGUGUAAAACUGUACAAAUAUCUGACCUGAAAUUAAUGACUCUGUAACUUCAGAGACUUAGGGCCCUUUCAUGAUGUUUCUCAAGCUGUGUUUAAUGUCCCUCUGUUACUUAAUAAAGCUCUAUUAAAGGAU
This is a messenger RNA of Gasterosteus aculeatus aculeatus (three-spined stickleback), 2601 nucleotides long. Its product is annotated as urokinase-type plasminogen activator. Gene Ontology annotation, molecular function: serine-type endopeptidase activity. The record is from RefSeq and is a predicted model, not a curated record. Gene Ontology annotation, biological process: regulation of cell adhesion mediated by integrin; plasminogen activation. NCBI's taxonomy places the organism in Eukaryota, Metazoa, Chordata, Actinopteri, Perciformes, Gasterosteidae.